AUGAGUGCUACCGAGAUGCUUUGUAAUCUAAGAUUAACAGGCUCACUGCGAAGUUUGCGGUGCUACAGUUCGCUCGAGUUUCCCGCAAUUAGGAUCCGUGACUAUUCCAAAUAUGUGUCAAUCAAGCCUGUCACGGAGUUGAGACGUAGCAGCUCGCCAGAUUUUAUCAGCUCGCCAAAUUCGAAAUUGCAGUCGUUAAUCUGGCACAAACCGCUGCAGAAUGUGCUUGUCACCAAGAAGCCCUGGACCAACACCACUCGUGAAGCCAUGGUACAGUUCAUCACACAUUUGCACGAUUCCUAUCCCGAGAUCAACGUGAUUGUGCAGCCGGAUGUCGCGGAAGAGAUUGCCCAGGACUUCAGAUCUACACCUCAUCAGAACCCAAACGAACCGCAUAUUCUGUAUACGGGCGCAGAUCAGGACAUUGUGGCCAACACAGAUCUUUUGGUGACGCUUGGCGGCGACGGCACGAUCCUACGUGGCGUGUCGAUGUUUUCCAACAGGCAGGUCCCGCCUGUGCUGGCAUUCUCGCUCGGGACGCUGGGGUUUCUGCUGCCGUUCGACUUCCAGGACCAUAAGAACGUCUUUCAACAGACGAUAAGCUCACGGGCCAAGUGUCUACACAGAACCAGGCUGGAGUGCCAAGUGGUGAGAAGGGGCGAAAAGGAGUCCCACGAUCUGUCGACUUCACUACACGCCAUGAACGAUAUCUUUCUACACAGAGGUGAUUCGCCGCAUCUUGCCAACCUGGACAUUUUCAUCGAUGGCGACUUCAUGACAAGGACCACCGCCGACGGGAUAGCCUUUGCCACCCCAACCGGGUCCACUGCAUACUCGCUGUCCGCUGGAGGCUCCAUCGUUUCGCCAUUGGUGCCAUGCAUUCUUCUGACGCCAAUCUGUCCGCGUUCACUGUCGUUCAGACCGCUGAUCCUGCCACACUCCUCCCACGUCAAGGUCAGAAUCGGUGCAAAGGCGAGCCAAGGCCCAGCAAACAACGUCGUGAAACUGUCUGUCGACGGCAUCCCGCAGCCGGACCUGCGUAUAGGCGAUGAGAUCCACGUUGUCAACGAAGUCGGCACCAUCUACCUGAACGGCUCCCAGGUGCCAAGCACCAACAAGAAGGACGUCUCUGAGAGAAGAAAGACCAUCAAGAACUCCGGGAUAUACUGUAUUGCCAAAACCGAAAAUGACUGGACCCACGGCAUCAACGAGCUGCUGGGCUUCAAUUCAAGCUUCAGAUUCUCCCGCCAUGCCAAACACAUAAAGAAAGACAACAAGUAA
This is a messenger RNA of Torulaspora globosa, 1281 nucleotides long. RefSeq names its product NADH kinase (gene POS5). Bases 1 to 1281 code for a protein of 426 amino acids. Gene Ontology annotation, molecular function: NAD+ kinase activity. Gene Ontology annotation, biological process: NADP+ biosynthetic process; NAD+ metabolic process. The record is from RefSeq and is a predicted model, not a curated record. The transcript has a single exon. NCBI's taxonomy places the organism in Eukaryota, Fungi, Ascomycota, Saccharomycetes, Saccharomycetales, Saccharomycetaceae.